AUGGCUGUGUACACCAACGUCAGCGAGCACGCGCUGUACAAGUGGGUAGCGAAGCACGAUAAGCACGGCGAGGUACUUUCACCCAAGACGCUGUCUCGCGGUGGCAGGGGCCGCGAUCGAGAGCAGCUGCUGGACGACUUCGACCUUGGUGUGUUGCGCAGACUCAUGCACGGUUUCUAUAAAUGGCGGGAAAUUCCGACGGUGCGCAAGCUCGUCGCAUACUUCAAAGAAGAUGACUCGCUGCCAUCCGUGUCCGCGACAACUAUUCACAAGAUGCUGCUCAAGGUAGGCUUCCGCUUUAGGAAGCGUUCCCGAAAUUCGCUCCUGAUCGAGGCCACUCGCAUCAUCCAGUGGGGAUGCAAGUACUUGCGCCAAAUUAAGGAGGUUCGACGCCAGGGACGACCCAUCUUCUACACUGAUGAAACCUGGGUGAAUGCAGGGCACACUGUGAGCCGUGGGUGGGUCGACGAGACCAUUAAGUCCGCUGGGCACGCCAAGAAAGCCAACCUGACGACAGGCCCGCCAAACCCCAGUGGUAAGGGAGGUCGCCUCAUUAUUACUCACUGUGGCAACGAGGACGGUUUCAUCACAGCUGCCGGUGAAGUAUUUCGAGCCAGAAAGGGAACAGGCGACUAUCAUGAUGAAAUGGACGGCGCCCACUACGAAAAGUGGUUUAAAGAAAAACUACUGCCGAAUUUGUCGCCACAAAGUGCCAUUGUGCUUGAUAAUGCACCUUAUCAUUCUGUGAAGCUUCAAAAGGUACCCCGUAUGGGUACGUUGAAAAAAGACAUUCAGGCCUGGCUCUCUGAAGGGUGUGACCUGGAGCAGUGA
Messenger RNA from Rhipicephalus sanguineus (brown dog tick), 831 nucleotides. RefSeq lists its product as uncharacterized. The transcript has a single exon. Lineage: Eukaryota; Metazoa; Arthropoda; Arachnida; Ixodida; Ixodidae. Gene Ontology annotation, molecular function: nucleic acid binding. The record is from RefSeq and is a predicted model, not a curated record. Bases 1 to 831 code for a protein of 276 amino acids.